AUGCGGCGUAUGAACGACUUUACCCAGAUGACAGAAUUUGCGAUGCAGAAUCCGUUAGGAAGAAAUAGAUAUAAGGAUGUCGGAUGCUUAGAUAAUGCUCGCGUUGUACUUAGGAUUGGUGAUGUAUCCUAUAUCCAUGCAAACUAUGUUUCAACACCAGUUAACCCAAAAAGAUUCAUCUGUACCCAGGCUCCUCUACCCAAAACAUGUCCUGAUUUUUGGCAUAUGAUUGUUCAGGAAAAAACUACUGCUAUUAUAAUGUUAUGUAACUUUAUUGAACAGAACGCAAAGAAAUGUGCAGAGUACUUCCCAACCCAAUUGGGACAACCUUUGACAUUUGAGGGCGACGUACAUGUUGUGUUUAGAGACCAAGAAAUGUUGAACUUCCCAUUCGACACCAAGGUUCGGGUGCGGGUUACCCGACUUGAUGUAAGCGUUCCUGGCCAACCGAUUCACACUUGCGCGCAUUAUCACUGGUUGGACUGGCCAGACCGAGGAGUUCCAGAAGCUGAUCUGGCGCCAAUCGCUCUUCUGGGAAAAGUCCAAGAUAGCACCACACCAAUAGUAGUACAUUGUUCGGCUGGUAUUGGAAGAACAGGGUCUAUCGUCCUGAUACAGCAUGCCUUAGAG
Molecule: messenger RNA, 630 nt
Organism: Strongylus vulgaris
Lineage: Eukaryota; Metazoa; Nematoda; Chromadorea; Rhabditida; Strongylidae
Source: the annotation of a GenBank genome assembly